AUGGUGGACACUUUUGACGCUCAAGCGUUUGCUGUUGCUAUGGAACUUGCGGAUCAACUAUCUGGCAACGGAGCGUUCGUCGACGACUGCGACGAACACUUGUGCGACGCUGACUGCGACAUUGAGGUCUGCGUAAGAAGCGAAGAGCGCGUUCGUCGUGCGUCUCUUCAUGUAGUCACUGGAGGAGGCAGUAGAAGUUACACAUCAUUUCGUGCGGCCGCGAGUCCAGUGCACGCGUGCGCCGAGAUCCGUUCGAGUUCGAGUGUGGCGUGGUGGUCGCUGGUCGACCGCGCGGCGGAUGUUUCAUCGGAGGACUUACUGGCAAUGACCUGGUAA
Messenger RNA from Hyaloperonospora brassicae, 336 nucleotides. Lineage: Eukaryota; Oomycota; Peronosporomycetes; Peronosporales; Peronosporaceae. The record is from the annotation of a GenBank genome assembly.